Molecule: messenger RNA, 444 nt
Organism: Saprolegnia parasitica CBS 223.65
Lineage: Eukaryota; Oomycota; Saprolegniomycetes; Saprolegniales; Saprolegniaceae
Exons: 4
Coding region: 16-417 (133 amino acids)
Cellular component (GO): endomembrane system
Source: RefSeq, a predicted model, not a curated record
UUCACACCAGUGACAAUGAGCAGCAGCAGCAAGCCGCAGCAGUCGACGUCGAUGGAAGAGGUCGACCUCGAGAAGGGCCAGGAAGCGCGUGAUGACGCGACGCCGUCGACGGCCAACACGGGCUACGAGAGCCGCGCCGCCAGUCGCUUCUGGUGGGUGCCCGACGUCAAGCUCGACCCGCGCGUGCCCGUCAAGACAACGAUCGUCGCCGUCACGCUGCUCACGGCCGGCGUCGGACUGCUUCUCUGGGGCCUCGUGCUUGCCGCCGAAGGCAAGGGCCUCGGCCACCUCUUCCUCGGCUUUAUGACGGCGACGCCCGGUGCGUACGCGACCGUGCAGCUCUACGGCGCGUACCGAGGCUGGCGAGGCUACGCCUUUGAAAACAUCCCGUCCUACGACACCUCGAAUCCAUCUUAAUCUGCAGUACACGCUAUCCCAUCUGCG